AUGUCGUCCCUCCCUGAGACAUUCGACCGCCCCGUCCACAUUGCCGUCAUCGGUGGCACCGGCCUCUACAAGAUCGAUGGCUACACCCCGAUCGCACAGCUGAACCCAGACACCCCUUGGGGCAAGCCGUCGGCCCCGAUCCUGAUCCUCGAGCACAACGGCGUUCCCGUCGCUUUCCUGGCCCGUCACGGCGCCCACCACCAGUAUGCGCCUCACGAGGUGCCCACGCGCGCCAACAUAGCGGCCCUGCGUCACAUCGGUGUACGCUGCGUGAUUGCCUUCAGCGCCGUCGGCUCGCUGCAGGAGGAGAUCAAGCCCAUGGACUUUGUCGUCCCUGACCAGAUCAUCGACCGCACCAAGGGCAUCCGCCCCUUCACCUUCUUCGAGGGCGGCCUCGUCGGCCACGUUCCCUUCGGCGACCCCUUCGACCCCAAGAUUGUUGAGGUCGUGAAGAAAUGCGCGGCCAGCAUGGAGGGCGACGGCGUCACUCUGCAUGACAAGGGAACCGUCAUCUGCAUGGAGGGUCCCCAAUUCUCUACCCGCGCCGAGUCCAACCUCUACCGCUCCUGGGGCGGAUCCGUCAUCAACAUGUCGGCCCUCCCCGAGGCCAAGCUGGCCCGCGAGGCCGAGAUGGCCUACCAGAUGAUCUGCAUGGCCACCGACUACGACUGCUGGCACACCAGCGAAGACGUCGAUGUCUCCAUGGUCUUCCACUACAUGAACACCAACGGACAGAACGCCAAGCGCCUAGUCGGCGCUGUCUUGGACGAGCUAUGCCUUCAGGACAACAGCGACCUAGUAACCGCAAAGCACUGGGAAGGCCAGAGCAAGAAUGCCGUAUCAUUUAUGACCAAGCCCGAAGGUCGAAACCCCGAGGCCUUGAAAAAGGCCGAGUUCCUCUUCCCGGGUUUCCUGGACAACUAG
Molecule: messenger RNA, 924 nt
Organism: Neoarthrinium moseri
Lineage: Eukaryota; Fungi; Ascomycota; Sordariomycetes; Amphisphaeriales; Apiosporaceae
Exons: 3
Coding region: 1-924 (307 amino acids)
Biological process (GO): nucleoside metabolic process
Cellular component (GO): cytosol
Molecular function (GO): S-methyl-5-thioadenosine phosphorylase activity
Source: RefSeq, a predicted model, not a curated record